CCCUCUUACAAAGGCAGCACAUUUCCGAAAUGGCAACAACAAACUCAUGAAUACCCACGUGCUUCAUUCCGCCGCCGUUCACGCGCGUGCACGAGGUCCGUUACUCCGUUUCCUGUUCAAGAUGGCAGCCACCAUGAAGAAAGGAGUGGCAGCUGAAGAUGUCAAUGUAACAUUUGAGGACCAGCAAAAGAUCAACAAGUUUGCCAGGAACACAAAUCGGAUGUCUGAACUUAAAGAUGAAAUCGAGGCCAAAAAGAAAUCCUUACAGAAUCUCGAGGAUGCCAGUGAUGACCUCAUGAUGUGUGAGGACGAUGCAAUGCUGAUCCCGUAUCAGAUCGGAGAUGUGUUCAUCAGUCACUCGCAGGAAGAGACGCAGGAAAUGCUGGAGGCAGCGAAGGAAGCUCUGCAGGAUGAGAUCAAAGCUCUGGAGGGUCGUGUGUCGUCCAUACAGGAGCUCCUUGGAGAUUUGAAGGUUCAGUUAUAUGCCAAGUUUGGAAACCACAUCAAUCUAGAGGCAGAUGAGAGCUGAGACCUUGAGCAUGACCUCAUAGACUAUCAGUCUCCAACAGGAAAUGGCAUUUCUACUCUGACAGCAAGUUCUCGCCCUGUUUAAACUAGUGUUCUUUGUUGCAUUUCACAUUUCGUUAUGUUUAGUGAAUUAAUUGAGCUGUUGCAUACAGGUGGUUUUGGGCUGCAUGAAGCAUCCAGCAAGAGAGAAUGAGAGGCACUGAUGUAAAAAAAUAAAAAUCUAAAUAUUCCU
Carassius carassius (crucian carp) is the source of this 760-nucleotide messenger RNA. RefSeq names its product prefoldin subunit 4-like. Gene Ontology annotation, biological process: protein folding. The transcript has 4 exons. The record is from RefSeq and is a predicted model, not a curated record. Bases 47 to 529 code for a protein of 160 amino acids. Lineage: Eukaryota; Metazoa; Chordata; Actinopteri; Cypriniformes; Cyprinidae. Gene Ontology annotation, cellular component: prefoldin complex; cytoplasm.